This is a messenger RNA of Lolium perenne, 716 nucleotides long. The record is from RefSeq and is a predicted model, not a curated record. Lineage: Eukaryota; Viridiplantae; Streptophyta; Magnoliopsida; Poales; Poaceae.
UCUACCUCUUCGAGCGAUCCAUCGGUCUGAUCAAUAUUCCCGAGGUGUGCAAGGCAGCAACCCUGAGAGGAUGGCUCGAACUAAGUGCACGGCUCGCAAGUCCACCGGAGGAAAGGCUCCUACGAAGCACCUUAGGGCUUUCUAUGCCUCCGCUCGUAAAACAGCUCCCGCAACUGGAGGAGUAAAGAAACCUCGUCGAUAUCGCCCUGGAACUGUUGCACUUCGUGAAAUACGCAAAUAUCAGAAGGGAACCGAGCUGCUCAUAAGGAAGCUACCUUUCCAGAGGCUGGUCAGGGAGAUUGCUCAAGUUUUCAAGAUUGAUCUGCGUUUCCAGAGCCAUGCGGUGCUUGCUUUGCAGGAGGCAGCAGAAGCAUACCUUGUCGGGCUCUUUGAGGAUACCAAUCUGUGUGCUGUCCAUGCGAAGCGUGUGACCAUAAUGUCCAAGGACGUUCAUCUUGCUAGGAGAAUCCGUGGCGAGAGGCUCUAAAUAGUCUACUCAGAUGGAUCGUCCCCAACAUGGAUGCUACUAUCUACAUGAUUCCUAGGUUCAUGAUGGACGGCGGACAACUACUUUGAUUUGAACUAUUAUUUGUAUUGAAUAAUCUUGAUAAAACAUCUUAGAUCUAAAGUCUUUUCUUUUGAACUAUCUAUAUAGACUAUAUAUGGUGAUGCAUAGUAUCUCUGCCGCAAUAUACAUAUAUUUGUCUUUUACAGUA